GAGUGGUUGUUUCCUUAAUAUUUUUUUUUUUUUGGGUUAAAUAUCAUAUGGUUUUGUCCAUGCAAAUGAUAGUGUUUGCUACUGUUUUGAUUUAUUUAUAUAUUUUGUUGGGUUUUCAGGAUAAUUGGGUUUUGGGGGCAGUUGAAGGAUAUUCUCUAAAUAGCAUGUCUUUGGAGCCGGCGGAUGAAUAUGAUUACAUGGCUGAAGAUGAGGAUAUGGCUGAUUUUGUGGAUGACAUGAAUGAGGAUAACAAUGAAAGAGGUGGUGCAGAAAUGGGGGAUGAUGAGUAUAAUAUGCUCACUAAGGUGACAGACACAUCCUCUGCUCAAGCAAGGAGUGGAAAAGAUAUUCAGGGCAUUCCUUGGAACAGACUGAAUAUAACAAGGGAAAACUAUAGAGUGACUAGACUUGAACAGUACAAGAAUUAUGAAAAUGUUCCGUCAUCUGGAGAUGCUGUGGAUAAGGAAUGCAAACAAAUGGAGAAAGGUGGGAACUACUUUGAAUUCUUCCAUAAUACAAGAUUGGUUAAGCCUACAAUCCUUCACUUUCAGCUCAGGAACUUGGUUUGGGCUACUUCAAAACAUGAUGUCUAUCUCAUGUCUAACUAUUCUGUUAUGCAUUGGUCAUCAAUAUCUUCAAAUUUGUCAGAGCUCCUGAAUUUUUCUGGACAUGUGGCUCCUUCUGAGAAACAUCCCGGGAGCAUAUUAGAAGGUUUCAUGCAAACUCAGAUAAGUACAUUGGCUGUCAAGGAUAAUUUUCUAGUUGCUGGUGGCUUCCAAGGAGAACUUACUUGUAAGCGUUUGGAUAAAGAGGGAGUAAGCUUCUGUACCCGAACCACUUAUGAUGACAAUGCCAUUACAAAUGCUCUUGAGAUAUAUGACAGUCCAAGGGGCGGAAUCCAUUUCAUGGCAUCUAACAACGAUUGUGGUGUAAGAGAGUAUGACAUGGAGAGCUUUCAGCUUUUGAAUCACUUCCGCUUCCCUUGGCCAGUGAAUCAUACAUCAAUAAGCCCAGACCGCAAGCUUAUUACUGUUGUUGGAGAUCACCUAGAUGGAUUGCUGGUGGAUUCCCAUAAUGGAAAGACUGUGAGCGCUGUGGUAGGUCAUCUAGAUUACUCUUUUGCUUCAGCUUGGCAUCCAAACGGAAACAUCUUUGCGACAGGGAACCAGGACAAAACAUGCCGGGUGUGGGAUGCAAGGAAAGUUGGAACCCCCAUUGCAGUUCUCAAGGGAAACUUGGGUGCAGUUCGAUCAAUACGGUUCUCAUCAGAUGGGCAGUUCAUGGUGGUGGCAGAACCUGCAGAUUUUGUGCAUGUGUAUGACACAAAAGCGGACUACAAGAUGCGGCAAGAGAUAGACUUCUUUGGGGAGAUAUCAGGGGUGUCCCUCAGUCCAGAUGACGAGGCACUCUAUAUAGGAAUUUGGGAUCGGACCUAUGCAAGCUUGCUACAAUACAACAAAAGGCAUAAAUAUGGAUAUCUGGAUUGCUACCUGUAAUAUUUCAUCAAACGAGUGCCCAUCUCCAGCCAUCCUCCCUCUCUCGUAGGAGUCUGUUUCUUUGAUACAUGAAUAAGUUACGCUUUGGUGGAAAAUUUUCCCACAUGUACAGUCCCAGCCCAACUUCAUAACAAACUUGUUUUGGUGGAUUAUCUUCUUCUUCUUCCAUUAUUUUUUUCAAUAUUUACUAAAAUUGAAAAAGGGAAAGUCUUGUAUUUGGUUUUGGUUCUCUCUCUCUCUCCCCAAAACCCAUGUUAUAGAAUUAUACAAAAUUGUAUUAUGGGUUAUAGUAGGUUAUUUAAAUCAUUAAUCUUGGGAGCUUAUUUUUGAAA
Molecule: messenger RNA, 1828 nt
Organism: Vitis riparia (riverbank grape)
Lineage: Eukaryota; Viridiplantae; Streptophyta; Magnoliopsida; Vitales; Vitaceae
Exons: 10
Coding region: 48-1496 (482 amino acids)
Molecular function (GO): protein binding
Source: RefSeq, a predicted model, not a curated record